Daphnia pulicaria is the source of this 561-nucleotide messenger RNA. RefSeq lists its product as uncharacterized. Bases 1 to 561 code for a protein of 186 amino acids. The record is from RefSeq and is a predicted model, not a curated record. Gene Ontology annotation, molecular function: dopamine beta-monooxygenase activity. The transcript has 3 exons. Lineage: Eukaryota; Metazoa; Arthropoda; Branchiopoda; Diplostraca; Daphniidae.
AUGAAGUUCACCCAAACUUUAGGUUACAUGGUAGCGGUUAUACUGCUGAGCUGUGGAUGCUUGGCGAAACCCAGCAAUCGCGAAACAGUCAUGGAAAAUGAGCAAGAACUUGACCCUGCUUUCAUUUUACGCUGGACAGUAAUUGAAGGCACGGGUGACAUUGAAAUAGAAAUCCAAGCCAACUGCACUGGCUGGACGGGAAUUAGUUUGGCUGAGGGAAAAAUUGGCCAGCCUGGAUCAUACGGCGACGUUAUCAUGGUGGGAUUCAAUGAUGAACUCCAGCUGGGCUACAGUGAAGAUAGACACAUUGCUCUGGAGAAUCCUGAUCCUGCUAAUGGACACUUGUUUGAUGACAGCAACGAUAUUUUGUUGAAAAGUGCUCGAUACGAGGAACCGUGGACCAUCAUCCGCAUUUUACGUAGUCUCAAUACUGGCGAUUCCCAAGAUGUCCCUAUUGUGCCUGGACCAAUGACAGUAGCUUGGACCAUUUCUUCCACGGACGAUACGUCUCUUGGGCACGGCGCCCGUGGCCUCAGUAAAGUUACCUUCAUUCCUCUUUAA